CGAGUUUAGUUUAAAUUGUACAUUAAUAAAGUGCGGGUGCAAUAACUGCGCCUGUUCCAAUUAAAAACGAAGUGUGUUUUAUAAUCAUAUUAAUUGGCAACGAAAAAGCAAAACACGACAACAAAUUCGAUAUCAAAUACAUAUUUAUCAUAAUACGCCCUUACUGCGGGUCACAGACGGCCAAACUAAAAGCAAUCAGUGCAAUUUUAUACAGCGUGCAACUUAGUCAUGGCUCAGGAAGACGAGCAGCGUAUUGUGGACAAUGAUGAGCUGGCGACGACACAGGAAACCAAUGGCGGACGCCAGGAUAAUGAGCUAGCUUUACCAGAGGGUGGCUGCUGCAUGCCCACUCGGUUGAGUCAUCGCCUAAUGGCUUUGGUCUUCAUGUGCCUGCUUGGCUUUGGCUCAUAUUUCUGUUAUGACAAUCCGGGUGCGCUGCAGGACAACUUUAAAAGGGACAUGGAUCUCAGUUUGACGCAGUUCACGCUCAUUUAUUCUAUCUACUCAUGGCCAAAUGUAGUGCUCUGCUUCCUGGGUGGCUUUCUGGUGGAUCGACUGUUUGGCAUACGACUUGGCACAAUCAUCUAUAUGCUGAUAUUGCUGGUGGGACAACUUAUCUUUGCCACUGGCGGCCUAAUUAACGCAUUCUGGCUGAUGAUUCUGGGACGUUUUAUCUUUGGUAUUGGCGCGGAAUCGUUGGCUGUGGCUCAAAACAGUUAUGCAGUGCUCUGGUUUAAGGGCAAGGAGCUUAAUAUGGUGUUUGGCCUGCAAUUGUCCGUAGCACGGUUCGGCAGUACGGUCAACUUCUGGGUGAUGCCAGGCAUAUACAAAUACGUGAGCAACUUCUAUCAAGGACAUCAGGCGUUGGGUGUAGUACUACUCUUUGCCACACUCACCUGUGUCAUGUCUCUGAUGUGUGCAUUGAUUCUGGGCUGGAUGGACAAGCGGGCAGAGCGCAUUUUACAGCGCAAUAACAAUCCCAGUGGCGAAAUCCCGAAGCUAACUGAUAUAUUUACAUUCAAGCCACCUUUCUGGAUGGUGUCUGUAAUUUGCGUGGCGUAUUAUGUGGCCAUCUUUCCGUUUAUUGCGCUCGGACAAAAGUUCUUCAUGGAUCGUUUCCACUACACUGAUGUGGAGGCAAAUAAGGUAGAUGCGUUGGUGUAUCUUAUAGCCGCAGUCUCUUCGCCUUUGUUUGGCUUUCUGAUUGACAAAGUCGGACGUAAUGUCACCUGGGUCUUCACGGCAACGAUUUCCACAAUUGGCGCACAUGCACUGCUCACAUUCACCGAACUUAAUCCAUAUGUUGGCAUGACUAUUAUGGGACUCUCGUACUCCAUGCUUGCCGCGAGCUUGUGGCCACUUGUGGCGCUCAUCAUUCCCGAAUAUCAGCUGGGCACUGCCUACGGCUUUUGUCAGUCCGUACAGAAUUUGGGACUAGCUGUUAUCACCAUUGUUGCAGGCAUUAUUGCUGAUCAAACCAAGAGUGACCACACAUGGGUGCAGCUCUUUUUCAUGAGUUGGCUGACCAUAGCGCUGAUAGCUACAUGCGUGAUUUGGGCCUACGACAAGAAGCAUCGUGGAAAUCUCAACAUGUCGCCACGCCAGCGUGCGAGCUAUGUUAAUGCCGAUACCUACCAGCAUUUCGAAUAAACAGGAAUAUAAAGCAGGCCGGACAAUACUUACAGCGGCAGCAACGCCCGCAGUUUUGAUACGCAAUCUGAAAUGCGGGCUCAUCCCUCGAAAGAUAUUAUAGAAUUUUUAUGAUCUAUGCCUGGAUAUUGUGAUCUGCGCAAUUGUAUGUCGUCAAAUUGUAUUUACUAAAGGAAUUGUUUGUCAAAUGAAUAUAUGGUUACCUACAUUUACAUAUAUAUGUACAUAUAUACACAAUACAUAUAUAUAUUUAAUUUUACGCUAUGUAUUUUUAGAACAAUUUAUUAUUACUAAAGUUACUGCAUGUUUUUAUGUGUAAAUGUUUUACAAAUUGAAAAUUCUAUCAAUCAACUAUCUAGGCAAAACGUUAAACAAUAAAGAGUUAUAAAUCAUUAAUA
Messenger RNA from Drosophila busckii, 2048 nucleotides. Its product is annotated as major facilitator superfamily domain-containing protein 1. The coding region runs from base 229 to 1650 and encodes 473 amino acids. The transcript has 2 exons. Gene Ontology annotation, molecular function: transmembrane transporter activity. Gene Ontology annotation, biological process: transmembrane transport. The record is from RefSeq and is a predicted model, not a curated record. NCBI's taxonomy places the organism in Eukaryota, Metazoa, Arthropoda, Insecta, Diptera, Drosophilidae. Gene Ontology annotation, cellular component: lysosome.